Messenger RNA from Mus caroli (Ryukyu mouse), 1356 nucleotides. It is a transcript of the gene Adh1c, whose product is annotated as alcohol dehydrogenase 1C (class I), gamma polypeptide. NCBI's taxonomy places the organism in Eukaryota, Metazoa, Chordata, Mammalia, Rodentia, Muridae. Gene Ontology annotation, cellular component: cytosol. Gene Ontology annotation, molecular function: all-trans-retinol dehydrogenase (NAD+) activity; zinc ion binding. The record is from RefSeq and is a predicted model, not a curated record. Gene Ontology annotation, biological process: retinol metabolic process; retinoic acid metabolic process.
GUGCAACUUUGGCUCCGUUCACUGGAGGCGGGAAGAAGUCUACAAGGACCCAUCAAUUUCCUGCCAGCCUGCAGCGAGGACAGACGGCAUGAGCACCGCUGGAAAAGUGAUCAAAUGCAAAGCUGCGGUGCUAUGGGAGCUUCACAAGCCCUUCACCAUCGAGGACAUAGAAGUCGCACCCCCCAAGGCCCAUGAAGUUCGAAUUAAGAUGGUGGCCACUGGUGUCUGCCGCUCAGACGAUCACGUGAUUAGUGGAACCCUGGUCACACCUCUUCCUGCAGUUUUAGGCCAUGAGGGCGCAGGCAUUGUUGAGAGCGUUGGAGAAGGGGUGACUUGUGUGAAACCAGGUGAUAAAGUCAUUCCACUCUUUUCCCCUCAGUGUGGAGAAUGCAGGAUUUGCAAGCACCCGGAAAGCAACUUUUGUAGCCAAAGCGAUCUGCUAAUGCCUCGGGGGACUUUGCGCGAAGGCACCAGCAGGUUCUCCUGCAAGGGAAAGCCUAUCCACAACUUUAUCAACACCAGCACCUUCUCCCAGUACACCGUGGUAGAUGAUAUAGCAGUGGCCAAAAUCGAUGGAGCUUCACCACUGGACAAAGUCUGCCUCAUCGGCUGUGGGUUCUCAACUGGCUAUGGCUCUGCCAUCAAAGUCGCCAAGGUGACCCCAGGCUCCACCUGUGCUGUGUUUGGCCUCGGAGGUGUCGGUCUGUCUGUCAUCAUUGGCUGUAAAGCAGCAGGAGCAGCCAGGAUCAUUGCUGUGGACAUCAACAAGGACAAGUUUGCCAAGGCCAAAGAGUUGGGUGCAACUGAGUGCAUCAACCCUCAAGACUACAGCAAACCCAUCCAGGAAGUUCUCCAGGAGAUGACCGACGGAGGGGUGGACUUUUCGUUUGAAGUCAUCGGCCGCCUUGACACCAUGACUUCUGCCCUGCUGAGCUGCCAUGCAGCAUGUGGUGUAAGUGUCGUUGUAGGAGUGCCUCCCAAUGCCCAGAACCUCUCCAUGAACCCCAUGUUGCUGCUGCUGGGACGCACCUGGAAGGGAGCAAUAUUUGGCGGGUUUAAGAGUAAAGAUUCUGUCCCUAAACUUGUGGCUGACUUCAUGGCUAAGAAGUUUCCCUUGGACCCGUUAAUUACCCAUGUUUUACCUUUCGAGAAAAUAAAUGAAGCAUUUGACCUGCUUCGCUCUGGAAAGAGUAUCCGUACCGUCCUGACGUUCUGAGACCAUGUGGAUGCCUUCCCACGCACCAGUUUCUUACCCCACCAGACCGAAUCAAGCACCAGCCACAUCACAGCCUUAAUCUUGCUCUUUAGAGACACAGCCAAUAAAGUACUUGUGUAAGCUCUCCACAAGAAACUGAA